UCCCUCUCUCUCUCGCUCGUCUUCCUUGCCCCCUCGCGCAACAGCAGCGCCACAACGCAGUGAGUGGCACUUCCGUGAUUUCGCCGCCGCGGGGGGCGGGCGGAGGAGAGAAGGAGGGAAGGAGGCCAUGGGCAACGCCAGCGGCAGGGAGGAGGACGCCGCCGCGCCCGGGGAGGCCGACGCCGCCGACGUCGACGUGGAGGACGGAGGCGACGACUCCUCGGCCCGCGGCUUCCCUCCCUACGGCGGAGGCGCCAACCACGUGCGCCGUGCGUGCUCGGUGGGUGUCGUGGGGGCCAGCGCCGGGCCCGGAUCGCCGCCCGGGAGCCCCGGCCGCUCCCUCUCGCCGCGGAUGUUCGUGCCCCAGACACCUGUACCUCCAUUGCAAAGACCUGCUGAUGUAACUCCAGUAUUCGAUGAAAUACUGAUGAAUGAACAAGAAGAAGAAUUUGAUGGCCCCCCUCAAAAGGAAAUACCUGCUUUGAUUGUGUGGACUCUUGGAGGAAAGAAUGUAUCUGUUGAAGGAUCUUGGGAUAACUGGAAAUCAAGGAAACCGAUGCAGAAAUCUGGAAAAGAUCAUUCUCUUCUGUUGAUCCUUCCUUCUGGAGUUUAUCGUUAUAGAUUUGUUGUAGAUGGAGAGAGGAGAUGUUUUCCUGACCUUCCAUGUGAAACUGAUGCCAUGGGCAAUGCUGUUAACCUACUUGAUGUUCAUGAUUUUGUUCCUGAAAGUGUUGAAAGUGUAUCAGAAUUUGAGGCUCCUCCAUCCCCAGAAUCUAGCUACAGUUUCCAGUCACCCGAGGAAAAGGACUUUGCGAAGGAGCCACCUGCUCUUCCGUCUCAGCUUCACCUCGGCGUUCUUAACUCACAGAACUCGGAGGAAAUAUGUGCACGGCCCCAACACAUCGUCCUCAACCACCUUUUCAUCGAGAAGGGUUGGGGUGCCCAUCCGCUGGUGGCUCUUGGUGUAACCCACAGAUUUGAGUCCAAAUAUGUAACGGUCGUCUUGUAUAAGCCCAUAGAACGAUAGCAUAGCAGCCGCAUGAAGUUGAAGCUAAUGCUUGACAACUCACCGCGAAACCAGCAACGAACAGCAACAGCGUGGCCUCUCCCUGUAAAAGCACUUCAGGUACAGGAAUAUUUUCGAUAACUUGAAGGAGGUUCUAGUCGUGAUAUUGCUCCCCUUCUGUAUACCUCCUGGCGGACGGCCUUAUCGUCGUGAGUUAAUACAUAUACUUGUUGUUGUUUCCAACCCCUCGGGAAUGAUACGUGUAGAAUUGUCACCGAAAAGUGAGAACUGAGAACCGUGGGACUCCACUGAAACGCUAGGCUUCAGAGUUAGAUCUUGUGAUCCUUUUUCUUCAUUGUUUUUCAUGGUGAUGAUGGUGUUGUGUAAUAAUACAAAGCUACCGGUUACCAUUGUC
Molecule: messenger RNA, 1421 nt
Organism: Aegilops tauschii subsp. strangulata
Lineage: Eukaryota; Viridiplantae; Streptophyta; Magnoliopsida; Poales; Poaceae
Product: SNF1-related protein kinase regulatory subunit beta-1
Molecular function (GO): protein binding
Source: RefSeq, a predicted model, not a curated record